AUGGUGUCAGCGUGUUCACAAUCAGGGCUUGUUUGGUGCAUGCUGUGGUCAGUUCUGGUGGUCUUCCUUUCGUUCAGUGCACCUGCGAGCGCAAGUGAUCCGACCUGGAUCAAAUAUACCGGCAAUGAUGGAACAGUAUGGCUGGAGGACAACCGCAAGCCGGCCCUGUACACUCAGACUUUCGGAGACUGCCAGGGUGACUCACUCAUCAAUGUCACUCGAUUCGACGCUGCGUACUACAAAGAUAACAUGACGGUGCUUUUUCACUUGGAGGGCAAUUCUGCCUUGACCAACGAGUCGUUGAUGAUGUACAUUGGAGUCUUUGCCUAUGGAGAGUCUCGUUUUAAUUUGACGUUCAACCCAUGCAGCGCCAAUAUCGACAGUCUCUGCCCUCUUAAUUCGUCAAUUCCAAUUUCCGCUAAUGGCAUCAUUCCCAUCUCCCAGGCAGACGUAGCCAAUAUCCCUGAGAUCGCCCUCUCCAUUCCCGACUUCGAGGGGCAGGCCAUUCUCCGGAUUUUUGCCAAUUCCACACAGUCACAGAUAGCUUGUUUUUCAGCUGUUGUCACAAACGGCGCGACCUUCUCUCAUCCAUCGGCUGUCGCUCCGGUCCUGGGGUUCUUUGCGGUGGUCGCUCUCUUCUCAUCAGUUGCAGCAAGCAUCUACGGUCGAAAUGUUCCGGAAACCCGCAAGCACUAUGCACAUACGAUUUCAAUGUUUGUGGUCUUCUCGGUCUACCAUCACAUUUUCUUUACUGGAGCUUUGUCGAUGAAUUGGCCGAGUGUCUUGGUAUCAUUCUGGAGUAAUUACGCAUGGUCAGCUGGGAUAAUAUACAGCCAGAAGAUGCAGAACUCAAUCAACAAGUUCAUCGGCAGCAAUACUGGAAACAUCAGCAUGGUCGGUGCUGCUCCCAAUGGUGAAAAUGCGAUUGAUCUAGGCGGAGGCUAUCAGAUUUCACAAAUCUACAGGCGAGCGGCCUUCCUCCCCUUCCGCCCGUACGAAGGCUCAGGAGUGACAUUCAGAUCCAACGAGCUGGAGCAUGUGCUGAGACGGAGAGAUCUUGCGAACUCGACAUCCGGUUAUGCCUGGUAUGGCACGCCCGUCAAACCUGGUAUGCCACUGCCUGGAAAUUUCUCUGGGUUUGCCGGCACCUUGGCAGAGCUGAACAUUCCUGCUUCAAAUGCAUUCUUGACCGGUUUGCUCUGGUUCCUCAUCUUUAUUGCUUGUCUGGUUGCCGCAGUAUUCCUGCUCAAGUGGGUCGUCGAGGCCCUGAUCGCCCUGCACGUCGUAAAGACGAAGCGACUGGGUUAUUUUCGAAGGUAUUGGCUCCUCUUCACUGGUGUCCUGGUAUUGAGGACGUGUUACAUCGCUUUCUUCAUGAUGAUGUUCCUGACCAUGUUCCAAUUUACCUUUGGUGGUUCGAACGGAGUUAAAGCUAUCGCAACAGUCAUAUUCCUUGUCUUCCUGGUAGGAAUGCUGGGAUGUUGCGGUCUAGCGAUCUGGUACAGAACGAAACUUGGAGAUCUGCCUACAGACAGUGAGAGGGACCUCCAGAAAGUGGCCGACUCGGAACAGAGCAACGACACCCCUGCGAUUGGCGAUCCAGAGGGCGAACCUAAAUCGCGAACGUGGCUGCAACGACAUCUUCCCGAUCUGGAUACUGGCCGUGUCCACGUCCAUGAUGACCCCAACUACAUUGCCAAGUUUGGUUGGUUGUCAGCACGUUUCCGCCGUAGUAAAUGGUGGUUCUUUGCCUUUUGGCUGAUUUACGAGCUGGUCAGGGCUGCAUUCUACGGCGGUGCUGCUGGCCAUGCCCUGGUUCAGGUAUUUGGUCUCCUGGCGUGGGAGAUUAUCGCCUUGGUAGCCAUCGUCCUCAUGAGGCCAUUCGAGAGCAACCGUUUGAACUUGUUGAUGGUGUACCUGCUUGGGUUCAGCAAAGUCGCGACAGUGGCUCUCUCCUCUGCGUUCGAUCCCCGAUUUGGACUCGAUCGCAUUGUCACCACAGUCAUUGGAAUCGUGGUUGUCGUCAUCCAAGGCAUCCUCACCAUUUGUCUGAUGAUUGCUAUCGUUCUCGGCGCCAUUUCGAGCUACAUGUCGCUCACUCGUUACCAUGAGACCAUUAAGCCUCGAUCAUGGCUGAGGCCUCGGACAAGAUAUUUCGCUCAUAUCGACCGCAAGGCCACGGAUCAACCAAAACCACCACGACCACCGCCUGUGCCAGAACCAGAACAAUCGGAAGGUCCGAAGGAGCCAUACUUUUCUGUUGCCGCGGUACGACGAGAGCCGAAAAUCGAGGACGAGGAUGCACAUAGAGAUGCGGAAGUUGCGGAUAAUAUCGUGUCCCAGCGAGCUUCCAUGGAGCCUAACUCUGUUCCCAUUCCUCAAGGCCAGAUGUCGCGCUCACAGUCUAUGCGAUCUCGAACUAGUACGUCGAAUUUGCCAUACGGCGCAAGAGUUCACCGUACGAGCUGGAGCAUGAGAGACUUUCAAGACGUGGGGCUUGACCAAGGAUUCAAUCCAGCACAAUCUAGGAUGAGCAUCGACAGUGUGAAUGAUGUCUCCAACCGGCACCGCUCAGCAAGUCUGAGAGUGCCUUCCCGGAAUGGUACCAUCAGCGGGGCUACUGACGGCGGACCCAGCCUUCAACAUCAACAGAGCCGACACAGACGUGUGACUUCUAUGCCUGAUGGGCCCAAGAGGAACAGCUCUAUCGUCAAUGAGGAGAAGGAGAACGAACCAGUGGACGAAGCCUAG
Messenger RNA from Exophiala spinifera, 2751 nucleotides. RefSeq lists its product as uncharacterized. Lineage: Eukaryota; Fungi; Ascomycota; Eurotiomycetes; Chaetothyriales; Herpotrichiellaceae. The transcript has 2 exons. The record is from RefSeq and is a predicted model, not a curated record. Bases 1 to 2751 code for a protein of 916 amino acids. Gene Ontology annotation, biological process: transmembrane transport; fungal-type cell wall biogenesis.